Molecule: messenger RNA, 2189 nt
Organism: Neodiprion virginianus
Lineage: Eukaryota; Metazoa; Arthropoda; Insecta; Hymenoptera; Diprionidae
Gene: AspRS-m
Product: aspartate--tRNA ligase, mitochondrial
Exons: 10
Coding region: 87-2039 (650 amino acids)
Biological process (GO): aspartyl-tRNA aminoacylation
Cellular component (GO): cytoplasm; mitochondrion
Molecular function (GO): nucleic acid binding; ATP binding; aspartate-tRNA ligase activity
Source: RefSeq, a predicted model, not a curated record
GCUUUAAAGUGCCCGGUUUAGCUGGCUGUCGCCUUUGGCUGCCUCUAGUAACCUUCAGUCGCCGGUGCGUGUAUUGCGAUGACAAAAUGCAUAGGCCAGGUAAAAUACUGUUGAACAUCUGCUCUAGAAGAUUUCUAAAAGGUUUUCAACAGAUUCUUGGAGCCAAGCUAUCAAUGGUAUCCAGUGGUAUUUCCUCAUCGAGUGCACCGUUCAGUUAUGUACCAGUUAAUAAGGCCUCUACCACGUUACCAGAAGCUACGAUUAAGCGUGAUAAAUAUUCUCACAGAACGCACAACUGUGGUCAACUAACAGUUGCCAAUGUCGGUGAAAAAGUUGAGCUCUGCGGAUGGAUGGAGUUUCAAAGAAUGAACAAGUUCAUUACCCUCAGGGAUAACUGUGGAUCUACACAGCUAAUAGUACCAGACGAGAGAACAGAUCUAACCAAAACGAUUGAAGGCAUAUCUUACGAGACAGUAAUAAGGGUAAUUGGCACUGUAAACCCUCGUCCGAAUAGUCAAGUGAAUAAAAAUAUGGCUACUGGUGAAAUAGAGAUUUUGGUGGAACACCUUGAGAUUUUGAAUCCGUCCAAAACACAACUGCCAUUCCCCAUUCGACAGUUUAUCAAAGCUAAGGAAUCACUAAGAAUGCAGUACAGAUACUUGGAUUUAAGAUUCCCAGAAAUGCAGAGAAACUUGCGAAUCAGGUCUAAAGUCCUCAUGAGAAUGAGGGAAUUUCUAAUCAACAAAUGUAACUUUGUGGAUAUUGAGACACCCACACUUUUUCGUCGGACCCCGGGGGGAGCACAAGAAUUUAUUGUCCCUACACGGAAUCCUGGUAAAUUUUAUUCUCUUGUUCAAAGUCCACAACAAUUUAAGCAGUUGCUUAUGGUUGGUGGGAUAGAUCGUUAUUUUCAAAUUGCUCGAUGUUAUAGAGAUGAGGCCGGAAGAAUGGACAGACAGCCCGAGUUCACUCAGCUAGAUAUUGAGAUGUCUUUUGUUGACCGCGAAAGCAUAAUGAUGCUGACGGAAGAUCUGCUAGUAGAGUCUUGGUUAGAAGAACUUGGCGAGAUCAGUACACCGUUUGAGCAAAUGAGGUAUGACGACGCAAUGGAAUUGUAUGGUACAGAUAAACCAGAUGCAAGAUUACCUUAUAAGCUUCAAAACGUAACAGACAUAGUGAAAACUUCAAUCGCAUUAACAACCAAAACCGGGAUCGAAUACAAUGAUAAUUUCGGAGCGUACGCAGUGGUGUUUCCAAAAGAAAGUAAAAACUUUAGUAACUCCACCAAAGCGCAGUUUGAUGAUAUUUCAAAGAGAGAAUUUCCUCAAGCUAAAUUACUGCAAGUGAAGAUUACUGAAAGUUCGUGGAAAAGUGGACUGACUACUCUACUUUCAAAAGAUGUGGUGGAUAGUAUCGAGAAUAGGUUGAAUUUACACAACGGUGAUAUGCUGUUCUUAUCCGUUGGACAAAAGCCAGAUGUACAAGAAGUUCUCGGCAAACUGCUGAUUCUCUACACGAAUAUACUGGAGUCAAAAGGAGUAACCCUUAGAGCGCCAGGUUUCAAGUGGCUAUGGAUUGUGGACUUCCCCUUAUUCUCAAAAGAAGAUAACGAAAAUGGCAUCAGGACAACACACCACCCAUUUACCCAGCCACAUCCUGAGGAUUUACAUUUACUGGCAACAGAUCCAUUAAAGGUGCGCGGUCUACAUUACGAUUUGGUAUCAAACGGCUGGGAAAUUGGUGGAGGAUCAAUAAGAAUACACAAUUCUCUUUUACAAAAACAAGUACUGGAGAUUUUGGGGAUUGACACAUGUCAGAUGUCACAUUUACUCGAAGCUCUUGAUAGCGGAGCUCCACCUCACGGAGGAAUUGCUCUUGGUUUAGAUCGCUAUAUUGCAAUGUUAUGCAAUGCCACAAGCAUAAGAGAUGUUAUCGCGUUUCCUAAAAGCAUGGAGGGCAGAGAUGCAAUGUCUGGUGCUCCAAUUCAAAUAUCUGAUGAAGACAAAAAGCUAUAUCACAUAAGAACUCCAGCAGAUUGACAAUUGAGCAAAAAUGUCGAAUGCAUAUACUCUCAUUUUCUGUGAAAGUGUGUCAUGCGUUGUUCUCCUUAAUUCCAGUUAUGUUAUGAGCUGAUGCUAGACAAAAGUGUAAAUAUUAAACAGGAAUAAAUUCUAUAUUUGCAAAUCAAA